CUCUGCCUGCAGUGCAGAGAAGACUCUUAAUUGUCCAAGUAUACAGUCACACACAGGAGCUACUAAAGCCUAUACACUUUAACAUCUGCUGAAGAGGACAUCAGUGAGUAGGUGAAGCCAGCAGCUUCCUGAUGGCUCCUUCCAGCCGGUUGGUCCUGCUGCUACAGCUCCUCAGCUGGGUGUCAGCUGGCCUGGCCUGUUUCUGUGAGCGCUACCCCUGGGGACCCUGGUCCGCCUGCUCCAGGACCUGCAACCACGGUACACAGCACAGAGAGAGGAUAUUUCAGUACGAUGACGGCUAUUACUGGAAGGGCAGCUGCCAUCAGCUGUGUAACAAACAAGACUGGAGAGCUUGUAACGACCAGUUCUGUCCAAUCAACUGCCUGCUCACAGAGUUCGGGUCGUGGUCUGACUGCUCACCCUGCGCCAAGAAACAGUUUCGGACGCGGUCUCUCCAGAGGCCGUCCCAGUUUGGUGGAUCCGCCUGCAGUGUGGAGCUGACGGAGGAGAGACCCUGUCACCCCUCCACAGAGUGCAAAUUAGCACCCAUCGACUGCAAAGACGACUUUAAGUGUGAUAGUGGACGCUGCAUCAACUCAACGCUAAUGUGCAACAGACAGAACGACUGUGGGGAUAACUCUGAUGAGAAAGACUGCGGCGACUUUAAAAUUGUGUGUCCAGCAGAGAAGCGGGUGGCCCCCGGGGCUGACCUGGUGGGGAAUGGGUUUGAUGCUCUGGCAGAGGAGCCGAGGGGAGCCGUCCUGGACAACAUGUUUAUGGGAGGAAGUUGCAACAUCAAGAGGCCUCAGAGCACGCUGCUCUACCACCGAGUCCCCCACAACUUUGAGAGCUUUGACAUCAAGGUUGGAGUACUGGAGGACUUCAGCAACGAGCCCCACUCGCUGCACACCGAGUCCAUCGAGCUGAAGAAGUCCUCUUCGUCUACUAACAACCAAGGAGAUCAAAACAACUUUUUCUUCCCCGUCUUUUUUUUCCCCAUGUUUUUCUUCAGUGGGAGAUCCAUGACACAGGUCAGCUCGAACAAGGAGGCUUUUGAAGCUUCAAAGAAAACAGACUCCAAGUUUUUCCGGGUGCACCAGGUUCUGCCUGUGUCCACGUUUAAGAUGAGGGACCCAGGGGACCUCGCCCUGUCACAGCCUUUCCUCCAGUUCCUCCACGCUCUUCCUCUGGAUUACAACUACGCCCUAUACAGGGACAUAUUCCAGCGCUUCGGGACACACUACUACAGCUCGGGGAAGCUGGGAGGCCACUAUGACCUGAUGUACCAGUACAGCCGAGAGGAACUCACCAGUUCAGGUCAAACAGAAGAGCACAUCAAAGGCUGCCUGGCGCGAGAGACCACCUGGACCAUCAUCCUCUACACUGAACACAGCAGUGUCACCCGAUGCUCUGACAACAGGAUGACUCAGAAAUACCAAGGCUCGUACAUUCAGGCUGCAGAGAAGUCUUUCUCCAUGGUGACAGGUGGUCGAGUCAGAGAGGCAGCAGCUUUGGCGUGGGAGAGGCAGGGCCCUGCUCCGGACCGAACGUCCUACAAGAACUGGGCCAAGUCUGUUCUCGACAACCCCGCUGUGGUCGAGAGCAAGGUGCUUCCCAUCAUAGAUCUGGUUCGCGGGAUCCCGUGUGCUGCCACAAAGAGGAGACACCUGAGGAAGGCCCUCCUGCAGUACUUAGAUGAGUUUGAUACCUGCAAGUGUGCUCCUUGCCCCAACAACGCCAGACCGGUUCUGUCCGGCACAGAGUGCAAGUGUGUUUGCCAAACCGGCACAUUUGGCACCAACUGUGAGAAACGAGCUCCCGACUACACUUCAGAGAAAGUGGAUGGUUACUGGAGCUGCUGGGGGCCGUGGAGUCGCUGUGGAGCCUCAAUGAAGAGGUAUCGGAAGAGGCGCUGUGAUAAUCCCGCCCCCCUCAGAGGAGGCCAGCCCUGCAACGGUGCAGACAGACAGGAGGAUCCAUGUCACAUCUCCAUCUUUGCAAAGCAGGAGACUUGUGACAACGAUGAUGACUUCACUGUGGGCUGGAUUGACGAGCUGCCUCCUGGUGUGCAGGGCUGUCUGAGGCCACAGAGUCCUGCCAACAGCUUCCUCAGGAAAGCGAAGCAGUAUUAUAACUUUGGUGAGGAUGAGGAGUUCCAGUGCUACACUGGAUUUGAGCUGGAGGGUUUUCAGUACAUCAACUGUCUUCCUGAUGGGACGUGGAGUCAACCAAGUGGAAAAUGCAUCAGGAAAGUGUGCCUUCCUCCUGAAAUCCCUGAUGGCAUGAUGCUGUUCCCCGACAAAGAGGAGUACAAAGUGGGGGAAUCAGUGGGCUUGAACUGCAACGAGCCGGGCCUGACACCACAGCCACGAGGCCUCUACAAAUGUAGCGACAGCCUCACCUGGGAGCCUCCAUUACCGGCUGACCUGCGCUGCACUGAUGAGGUGCCGUUUGUGCCUGAUGCUCAGUGUCGCCCAGGAGAGAAGCUGCAGGACUCUCAGUGUGUCUGCAUUCAACGGGAGAGCUGCCUUUCACAGCCGGAGAAUCUCUGCAUCCUGAACACAGAUGUUGGUGCCACUGUGUCAAUGUCCCUCUGCUCCUUCCAUGCUGGGCGUUGCCACAACGAUCCGCUGUUCUAUGUCAGCGACGGCGCGUGUGACGCAGCAGAUGUGGCUAAACUGGAGUGGGUCAAGUUCAGAGCCUCAAUGUCCUCCAAGAGCUCUGUUCAGGAGUCCUGUGGUCUUGACACCUGUUAUGAAUGGGAGACCUGCUCCGCAUCUAAGAAGUGUGACUGCAGAGCUGCUCGGGACUGCCCCAGAGUUGAAGAGCACAUGUUCUGUGUGAAGCUGACCAGGACCCAGAGGACACGAAGCAUGGACCUUUGCUCUAUGGCCGCCCUCAAAUGUGCCAGCUAUCAGUUUGAGAUUGUCAAUGAAGGCGCCUGUGAGGCCAGAUGAUCCUGCUAAAGCUUUUCUGUGCUGUUAAACUCAUUUUACUGUAUGUUUCAAAUAAUCCUCCACCGCCUCUGGGAAAACUAGUUAUCUACAUGGUUUAAAAUACACAUGAUUUACACUAACAAUCAAAUAUACAAAAUGUCUGUUUCUUUUGCAACUGCACUGUACACUAGAACCAGUAAUUUAGAGAAAUUAUAGAUACAUCUUGCACUAUGUAAAUUAUGUCCUAUUUUUAAAACAAAAGUAGACUGGCAAGCAGCUGUGCUGGAGUUCAAGCAUCCUACACAACUCAGAACCAAAGGCACACUUAACCGGACGAUGGGAAAGCCAAAAGCAUUGCUAAACCAAGCAUAAAGAGGUGGUUUAGGAUGCACUUGGGUGGGUUUCAGUGCACUCUGAGCCUGUUUUCUAAAAAGUCACUAGAUGGCAGCAGGAGACCAAGGAGAGUAAAUGAUACUCAUACCACUGUCAAAUCUUUGAAAUGUUCUGAUCAUGCAAAAGAAGCUUCUUUCAUUUAGAGAUAGUGGUCAGAUGAAGCCAUUUCUUAUCACACAAAUGUGUGUGCCUUUUUGAAAUCAUACUGAUAACUGGAAUCCCCCAAAUGGCGUUGAUCAAAAGUUUUUAUAGCCAUGAAUGUUUCGAACAUUAUAACAUACACACAAGUUCACACACACUGGCUUAAAUGGCUGUUAAGGGUAAGUUUCCUGUCACUUGUUCCUUGCUUGUAAUUAGUGGAAUUGUGGAAGUCAGUGUCGUACGCCAAUACCUCUGGCAUCUUAAAUCUCCUGGACUUUUGGCUGUAAGGCAACUCUUUGCUGACAUCUUCACCUUCUCAGCUUGUUGACGUGAUGAUAUUAUGUUUACAGCUCACCUUGGGACGACACACCUGUUGCAAUCACUGAGCUGAGCUAUAAGACUCAAUGUUUCCACCCAUUGCCUUCUUUGCACCUUCCAUUCUUUUUGAAUUCUGACCUCCAUCCAGUUGCAACUCAUUCAUGGUGAUUUGGUUGCGACCUAAGCAGUGUGCAUGUGUUUCAGUUGAAAGACUGUGAUCUCUGCUCUAAAAUGUCCAUGCAGCCAAUCACACAGAUGCUGUCAUUAACCUGCACUCGUGGUGGUCAGCCGGGCUUGUCAAUCACCGCUGUUCCUAACACACCAAAACAACCACUGCCUUAGCGCCCUGCGCUCGUGGUUCCAGCUUUUGAUGGCUUCCUCAUGUGUGGAAGAGGCGACUUCUGUGCAGAAUGAACAAAAGGAUGCCGCUGUCUCUGGUUCGAGGUGUUUACCCAUCUGCCUCUGUCCUGUCUUCUUGCCAUUUUUUCAAAAGUGCAUUUUUUUAAGGCAGAGUCAACUUCCAUAUAUGGGCAUACUUUGAUCUUCACUGUCACUGUCACUGUCUGUAGGUAGGCACCCCAGAGCCAAGAAGCCAGUCCCUCACUUUCCAGUAUUGGAAUGACUCUUGUCAUACCUCAGAAACAAGUCUUUCUCUGUUAUGAUUGGAGACCUCUCAUCCUCCUGUGCCCCCUUCUCUUGUGGCGUCCCUCAGGGUUCCAUUCUCGGCCCUCUUCUUUUUACCCUUUAUCUACUGCCUCUUGGAAAGAUCAUUUCCACUCAAAAUCUUCCCUUUUCACUGUUAUGCUGAUGACAUUCAUUCAUUACCUCCCGAUUAUCCCCAAUGCUCCAGCUGCACUGAAUUCCCUCUUCAAGUGCCUAGAAGUCAUCAACUGAUGGUUGACUCAAAAUUUUCUGCACUUGAACCAGUCUAAAAUGGAAUGUAUUGUCUUUGGUACCUCUGAUGUAUGUGAAAAUGUGAUUAGUAACUGUGAUUCUUCUUCCUUUGCCUCUCUUCUUAAACCUGCUGUAAGGAACUUGGGAGUUAUUUUGGACCCUGGUCUAUAUUUUGACCAGCAGAUUGACUCUGUAGUGAAGCUGAGUUUCUUCCAACUACGUCUUUUAACUAAAGGUAAGCCCUUCCUCAGCAGGAACGAUCUUGAAAUGGCUAUCCAUGCUUUUAUCAGUUCUAGGAUAGAUUACUGUAAUUCCUUGUACUUCGGCAUCAAGCAAUCUUCUCUCUCUCGCCUUCAAUUGGUACAAAAUGCUGCAGCACGCCUUCUAACCAACACCCCCCGUUACAGUCACAUCACUCCCAUCCAUCUUGCACUACAUUGGCUCCCAGUUAAAUUUAGGAUCAUUUUGAAAUUGAUAAUGUUUGUUUUUAAAGCUAUCCACGGUCUUGCUUCAGAGUAUCCAUCUGAUUGUAUAAAGCUUAGACGACACUGUAGAGCCCUCCGGUCCUCAGAACAGCCCCUGUUGGAGGUUCCUUUUUCUAAUUUUAAACAGUGGGGGUCCUCGAUAGCGCCCCUGAAAUUGUGGAACUCCCUACCCUCUGAAUUGCAUUCUAUUAAUGACUUGGCUCUUUUUAAAUCACAUCUUAAAACUCAUUUAUUUAGACUGGCUUUUAAUAUUGUGUAACUUUUACCCUUUGAAAUGCAUUUUUCUGUUUUUUUGGUCACAUGUGAUGAGUAAGUCUGUAUUUUCUACCUGACACUUGUAUUUUGAUGGAGCUUUUAGAAAAGAAAGGGACUCAUAUUUGGCAGAUUUUGGCUUGUUAGUGAGAAAAAACCACAAAAAGGAUUGAAAAUCCUCAAAUUCUGCACACAGCCACUCUUAGUCUCAGCAAAGUGCUUCCAUUUGAAUAAUGUGACAUUUGAAUGAUUUGAUUCUGCACUGAAAAAUAUCACCUGGUUUUCUUCUGGAGUGAAACGUGUUCAGAGCAAGAAGGUCAGCUAUGACAGCCAGCCGAUGACGAUGAAUCACAGAUUUACAUGUGAGUCCUCGGCAGCUGUUUCCAUUAAACUAACUCAGACAGGCUUGUCCAGCAUGAAACAGCAGAGAGAAGAAGAAGGUGAGCGCCUCGUGGAGGAAAUCCAGCAUCGAGCAUUUGAGUGAAGAGUUGAGUGAAGGUUGCGUUCGUCAGGUAAUCAGAAACACGUUGAUCUGUGUCUCCUGGAUGUGUGAGACGACUGUUGUUUGCUGCCAGGGUGUUUGUGUCUUUCUGCCUCUGAGUGAAUAACAUUACAGCGUAAACAUCAAAUCCAGCUGUUAUUUUAGCAGCAUCACAAUGUUUCCUGUUGUGUGUUUAGAUGAUGGAUAUGUGAUGAACUCAUUGAUCAGCUGUAAAUACAUGUAAUCCAGCAGAGCCCUGGGGGGCAGCAUUAGAGGGGGGGGGGGGGGGGG
Messenger RNA from Chelmon rostratus (copperband butterflyfish), 6191 nucleotides. It is a transcript of the gene c6.2, whose product is annotated as complement component 6. Gene Ontology annotation, cellular component: membrane attack complex. Bases 132 to 2957 code for a protein of 941 amino acids. Gene Ontology annotation, molecular function: protein binding. The transcript has 18 exons. Gene Ontology annotation, biological process: immune response. The record is from RefSeq and is a predicted model, not a curated record. NCBI's taxonomy places the organism in Eukaryota, Metazoa, Chordata, Actinopteri, Chaetodontiformes, Chaetodontidae.